This is a messenger RNA of Paecilomyces variotii, 1736 nucleotides long. RefSeq lists its product as hypothetical. Bases 471 to 1607 code for a protein of 378 amino acids. Lineage: Eukaryota; Fungi; Ascomycota; Eurotiomycetes; Eurotiales; Thermoascaceae. The transcript has 2 exons. The record is from RefSeq and is a predicted model, not a curated record.
AAACCCCGAGUGAUGGCCUUGUCCCAGGGGAAGGACAACCAGUGAAUGAAGGCUCUAGGCAGGAGCGACACUUCAUUUGUUGUGAGUAUGUCGGCGCAUCAAUAUGUACAUAGAAGCGAAAGCUAGAGCUGCCCCAUACGGGCCCGUGGAUUUGAUGGUGCUCGAGAGGCCCCUUCAUUGCAAAGGGACGUAUUGAUGAUGAUUCUAGCUCUAGGUAGCAAGCCAUCUGUUGAAGGCCUGAAUGCCUGUAACUCAUUUCUGGUCCCUUCUCCUGCAAAAAGUUCUCUCCACACUUCUCAUCUAUCUUUAUUUCCAUUCAUCUCUAUCCACCAGUCACUUGCUGCAUUGCAUCUUUAUCAUUCGUUUCCAAACAUCCAAAAGGAAAUCCACUGUUCGCUACUCACACAUACGAGCAUAAGUCUGCAUAUACCGACACAGAUUCUCAUAAGCAGCGUAUCAUAACUGCCAGCAUGGACACUGAUCUUUUAACCUGCAAUCCGACCGACAUCUUUAAUCCCUUCGACUCGGACCUUCCAUUCUACGCUGUCCCUGAAGCCAGUGAGGAUAUCUUUUUCUCUCUUUCCGACGAAGACUUUAUCUGCCAGUUCGACCGGGCCCCCGACGAGUCACCUCAACAAACGGCUGAAGAACCCGCCUGUCCACUCGAGAAAGAGACCCUUCCUUCAGAAGUUGCCAGUGACCAGCAGCUGAACAACUGCCAAAAUGCGGACGAUUCUUUCACGUCCGACUUUUUCGACAGUGCCUUCUGGAACCUCGAUAAUCUUGACAUUCCUGAAUCAUUCCCGGAUAUCAUUCCGGAACCCGCACAAGGCACAACACCUCAAGCAAACACAACAGUGGACGGAGAGAUAUUCAAUUCUGGAAGCCGCCCGCCUUCCCCCGGGACUCAAGACUCAGCCGAUACAUUUAUUGUUGACUCGCCUCGCGCUGCCGAAAGUCAUCCUGCUGACCCGGAAGAACCUCCUCGAAAACGGACAAGACACAGGAGAAAACAAAUCAUCCCUGCAGGAAUUUCUUAUAACGAGCUCGCUGGCUCUGUCGCCACUACUGAGCCUACACCUUCUUCGCCGGUUCCUCAGCAGACUCCGGUACACCAAAAUACGGUACAAGCAGCAGUCCAUUCGGUGCCAUCGGACCCCGUUUUCAACCCCAACUUCGGUAUUAGCCAGCUGGCUUUGGCCCUCCAGAACUUCGGGCAGACACUGAUGUCCUACCAUAACCUGGGACUCAACAAUUCGGCUCCUCCUCAGGUCAUACCUCUGCCACUGGUGCUACCGACACCUUGCGCCAGUCAAUUCGCAAAUCUAGUACCAAAUUCGACCUUCCCAACGCAGACAUCAUAUGCUUCCAUUCCAGUUUCGAGGAGACCGCCGGUGCCAAACCGGCCAGUUAUCGAUCUCACGACAACCUCUCAUAGUCAAUCUGCCGCACGUUCUCGCCCGCGCCCUGUUCAGCAGUUCACAUUCGCGGAGACCUCAGUGCCAGAGAGCUUUGUCGCCAAUCCAAACAACCACGGAAGGUGGCAGAUCGACGAAUCCGGAAGACGCCAUUACCUCAAUGGGCCCAGAAACAGGCGUCCCCACUAAAUACACCAUUUCGAACACCGGCAUUGAUACUCGACCUCAGACAACUGCAAACCACCCUUUUUCAGAAUUAAUGGGAGCCGAAUUUGCCUGCACACAUCACACCGAAGUCUUAGCAGGAAGGCGAACAAA